Messenger RNA from Pseudomassariella vexata, 1302 nucleotides. RefSeq names its product P-loop containing nucleoside triphosphate hydrolase protein. Bases 1 to 1302 code for a protein of 433 amino acids. Gene Ontology annotation, biological process: mRNA export from nucleus; mRNA splicing, via spliceosome. NCBI's taxonomy places the organism in Eukaryota, Fungi, Ascomycota, Sordariomycetes, Amphisphaeriales, Pseudomassariaceae. Gene Ontology annotation, molecular function: ATP binding; RNA helicase activity; RNA binding. The record is from RefSeq and is a predicted model, not a curated record. The transcript is spliced from 5 exons.
AUGUCUGCCGAGGAGGAUCUCAUCGACUACUCCGACGAGGAGCUCGCCACCAACGAGACGGCCCCCGCCAACGGCAAGAAGGCCGACGCAGCUGCUUCUGGCAACAAUGUUGACAAGAAGGGCUCUUACGUCGGCAUCCACUCGACUGGUUUUCGUGACUUCCUGCUCAAGCCUGAGCUUCUUCGCGCCAUCGCCGACUGCGGUUUCGAGCAUCCAUCGGAGGUUCAGCAAGUUACUAUUCCUCAAGCCCUUCUCGGAGGUGACAUCAUCUGCCAGGCCAAAUCUGGUCUCGGAAAGACGGCUGUCUUCGUCUUGACUACCCUGCAGCAAGUCGAACCUGUGGCUGGCGAAUGCUCGGUGUUGAUUAUGUGUCACACCCGUGAACUCGCUUUCCAGAUCCGCAAUGAAUACAACCGCUUUAGCAAGUACAUGCCCGACAUCAGAACUGGCGUCUUCUACGGUGGUGUUCCCAUCGCCAAGGACGCCGAGGUCUUGAAGAACAAGGACACCCACCCUCACAUCAUCGUCGGAACUCCAGGCCGGCUGCAAGCCCUUAUUAGGGACAAGUACCUGCGCCUUGGCAGCGUCCGAAUCUUCGUACUCGAUGAAUGUGACAAGAUGCUUGAUCAGAUCGAUAUGCGCAGAGACGUACAGGAGAUCUUCCGUGCCACGCCUCAGCAGAAGCAAGUCAUGAUGUUCAGCGCCACCCUUUCAGAUGAGAUCAAGCCCAUCUGCCGAAAGUUCAUGCAGAACCCCACGGAACACUAUGUCGACGAGGGCACCAAGUUAACCCUGCACGGUAUGCAGCAGUUCUACAUCAAGCUUGACGAGAAGGAGAAGAACCGCAAGCUGAAUGAGCUCCUGGACGAACUUCAGUUCAACCAGGUUAUCAUCUUCGUCAAGAGCACUCUCCGUGCGACUGAGCUUGACAAGCUGCUUCGCGAGUGUAACUUCCCGUCUAUUGCAGUCCACUCUGGUGUCAGCCAGGAUGAGCGUAUUCGACGAUACAAGGAGUUCAAGGAGUUCAACAAGCGCAUCUGCGUAGCCACCGAUGUCUUCGGUCGUGGUAUUGACAUUGAACGUAUCAACCUCGCCAUCAACUACGAUCUGUCGGCAGAUGCUGACUCGUACCUUCACCGCGUUGGUCGAGCCGGACGGUUUGGUACCAAGGGUCUCGCUAUCUCCUUUGUGAGCAGCGAGCAAGACCAAGAGGUGCUGAAGUCCAUUGAGAAGCGAUUCGAGGUUCAACUUCCGGAGUUCCCAGCAGAGGGUAUCGACGCCGCUACGUAUAUGACAUCGUAG